Paramecium primaurelia is the source of this 1712-nucleotide messenger RNA. The record is from the annotation of a GenBank genome assembly. NCBI's taxonomy places the organism in Eukaryota, Ciliophora, Oligohymenophorea, Peniculida, Parameciidae.
AUGCAUUUGAGUCCUUCCACCUAAAAACGAGAUUCUCCAAGUGAAAUCCUCAGAGCAAGAAUGGAAAAGAAGCCAAGUGGUAGAUUUACUUUUCUUAAAACAUAAUAAGAAGACUCUAAUUAAUAAUAGAUACAAAAUAACAGAGAUCGUAUAAAAUUUAAUUUAAAGGGUAUUACAUAUAAAUAACAUGUAGGUUAGAUUUUGCAUAUUUUAAAUAAGCCAUAACCUGUUACAAAGGAUCAAAUUGAAGAAUUGCAAGAUUUAGGCAAAAAAUUAGAUAUAGAAAUUAAUUCAAUUGAUUCUGAAUUCAUAUGUCCAAAUACAAAAGAAUUUCAUUAGAAUUAUGAUAUUUUAGAAGUAUUGGGAGAAGGAUGUAUAGGAUUAGUUAAAAAGAUUAUUCAUAAAACGACUUAAAAUCUAUAUGCUGUGAAGAUUGUAUAGACUUAAGAUGAUGAAAUAAUUAGAAAUGUAAUAAAACAUUAAAUUUUAGAUGAUAAUUGAGUUUAAGAGUUUAAUUAAAUUGUCACAUGAAAAUAUUGUUAAAGUACAUAAAUUAUAUGUUGAUUUUGAUAACAGCUUCUAAUCUGAAAGUAAAGCAUAUGUAGUAAUGGAACUGAUUGAAGGAUAGGAAAUGUUUGAAGUCUUAAAUUCUUUAGGUCAUUAUUGUGAAGCAGAUGCUAAAGAAAUCUUUAAAUAAUUGUUAAGUGCAAUUGAGUAUAUGCAUAGAAACGGUAUUUGUCAUAGAGAUUUAAAACCAAAUAAUAUCCUUUGUGUAAAUAGUAAUAAUCAUUUUGUUAUAAGAUAAAAAGUAAAUCAAAGUGACUGAUUUUAAUGUUAGCAAAUUUAGUGAUUCAUAUAAAGAAUUUGGAGAUUUAAAAGAUAGAGAAAAAAUUGAAAUGUGGACAUAUACUGGAACAGUUGCUUUUUCAGCUCCUGAAAUAUUUACAGGAGAAGGAUACAAGUAAAUAAUGUUGUGUAUAAAAAUAUUAGUUAAAUGGUUGAUAUGUGGAGUGCAGGUUGUAUUUUAUAUUCAAUGUUAUCAGGAUAAUUACCAUUUAAUGCUGAUUAGUAGAUAUUUAUUUAAUUUUAGUCUUAAUGAUUUAAUAGAUAACAUAAAAGAAGCUAAGAUAAACUUUCCCAUUGAAUUAUUUGAAGGAGUUUCUGAAGAAGCCAAAGAUCUAAUUACUCAAUUAUUGUAAAAGGACUGGGCUUUCAGACCUCAUCCUGAUACUGCUUUAAAACAUGAAUGGUUUAGUGAAGAUUAAAAGUUAUUAGAAAGUCAAAGAAGUCUUUUGAAAAGAUUAAAUCAUCGAAAAAAUGAUCCUAGAUUAAUUUUAAAAUAGAGACAUAAUAAAAGAUAAUAAUCAAUUUUGUUAGGUUCUUAAUAAUUGAUAAUUAAUCUUCAUUCUAUGGAAUUAUAAUAGGAAACUCGUUUGCAAGAAACCUAACAAUAAGUGUCAAAUAUGUGUUCUAUGAGAUUAGAUUCCUAUCCAAAGAAAAGUUAAUUCAGUUUUACUGCUUAUAAGGUACCUGAAAAUGAACUCAGUAUUUAUUAAUAUAUGCCUCCAUCUUCACCAGAUAAAGAAAAUGAAAUAGAAAAAGUAGGAUUUUUUUAAUCUGGACUGUUGGAUCCCCUAAUGCAAACAUCAGACAGAUUGAAUGGAGAUGAAAAAAUUAAAAAUCUCGAAGAUAAUUCUGAUUAAGCUUGUUGA